UUUCCCGCCAUAUCAAACAUACCUUUCCUUUCUCCUUUCCUUCCUUCAUUAUAAAAUAGACUGAUACUCGCUCUCUCUCUCUCUCUCUCUCUCUCGUUAGUUUAGGGUUUACAUUGAGGGGCAAUGUCGUCACGUCGUCGGAGCAACGGCGCGUCCCCGUUGAUCAACCCACAGCGUCAAAUCACUUCCUUCUUCACCAAAGCCACUACUUCUCCUUCUCCAUCUCCAAUCCCUAAAUCCAAUCCCAGCCACAGCCCCACCACUCCUUCGCCACUCCAACCCAAGUCCAAUCAGAGGGAGGAGGUCGUCGGGAAGAGGAUCAAGGUGUUCUGGCCCACUGACAAGGCCUGGUACGUAGGCUCUGUCAAGUUGUUCGAUAAACAGACUGGAAGGCACUUAGUCCAGUACGACGAUGGGGACGAAGAAACCUUGGAUUUGUCAAUCGAGAAAUUCGAGUGGCUUCAGAACAACACUGUCUCCACCUUGAAGCGCUUGCGCCGAGGUCCUCUGCCGCCGGCUCCACCCGAGGCGGAGGAGGAGAGUCAUAGUGACGAUGAUUCUGGCGAUGAGGACUGGAAUAAGGAAGUGGUCGAGGAGGAGGAGGAGGUUUUGGAAUUGGAGGAUGAGGAUGAUAGUGAUGAGGGACUGCCCAACUCCAAAGGGAGGCGCGGCGGCUCCUCCGGUAAGCGAAAGUUGAGUGGUGGGGGGAAUUCGGGGUCGGCUAAGAAGACCAAGACUGGUGGUUUGAUCGACCCUGCUACUAAUGCUGAGAGUACAAAAGCGAUUAAUAUCGGUGAUGCCUCAGAAAGGUUUAGCAUGCGUGAAGCUGAGAAGUUCCAUUUCCUUGGGGAAAAACGCAGGGAUGCCAAUAAAAGAUGUCCCGGGGAUGCAAAUUAUGAUUCAAGAACUCUGUAUCUACCUCCUGUUUUCUUAAAGAGUUUAUCAGGUGGCCAGAGACAAUGGUGGGAGUUUAAGUCAAAGCACAUGGACAAAGUUCUCUUUUUCAAGAUGGGCAAGUUCUAUGAACUUUAUGAAAUGGAUGCACAUAUAGGAGCAAAAGAACUUAAUCUUCAAUAUAUGAAGGGCGAGCAACCCCAUUGUGGAUUUCCAGAGAAGAACUUUUCAAUGAAUGUGGAGAAACUGGCAAGGAAGGGUUAUCGAGUUCUUGUUGUAGAGCAGACAGAAACACCUGAACAGAUGGAGCUUCGUCGCAAAGAGGGUGGCUCAAAAGACAAGGUUGUAAAGCGUGAAGUAUGUGCAGUAGUUACAAAAGGAACACUAACUGAGGGAGAGAUGUUGUCCGCAAACCCUGAUGCUUCUUAUCUAAUGGCAGUGACUGAAACCUCUCAAAAUUUCGCAAACCAAAAUGCUGAGCGUGUUUUUGGAGUUUGUGUGGUCGAUGUUGCUACGAGCAGGGUUAUUCUCGGACAGUUCCCAGAUGAUUUAGAGUGCAGUGCAUUGUCUUGUCUCUUGUCUGAAUUGAGGCCCGUGGAACUAGUAAAACCUGCAGAGCUACUUAGUCCUGAGACAGAAAAAGUACUGUUGAGGCAUACAAGAAAUCCAUUAGUGAACGAGUUAGUUCCACUUUUGGAAUUCUGGGAUGCUGACAGAACUGUUUCUGAAGUGAAAAGUAUCUAUAGCCGUGCAGAUGAUUCUCAUAUGGGAGUAGAUGGCUCGGGCUGCCUGCCAGAUGUGUUGUCUCAGCUCGCGGGAGCUGGGGAAAAUGGCAUAUGUGCACUUUCAGCUCUUGGAGGUGCUCUUUUCUACUUGAAGCAGGCUUUUCUAGAAGAGGCAUUGCUAAGGUUCGCAAAAUAUGAGUUACUUCCAAGUUCUGGUUUUGGUGGUAUCAUUUCAAAACCGUACAUGGUUCUCGAUGCAGCUGCUUUAGAAAACCUCGAGAUUUUUGAGAACAGCAGAAAUGGAGACUCUUCAGGAACUAUGUACGCACAACUGAAUCACUGUGUGACCGCAUUUGGGAAGAGAUUGCUUAAGACAUGGCUUGCAAGACCUCUGUAUCAUGUAGAGUCAAUUAAAGAACGCCAGGAUGCCGUCUCAAGUUUACAGGGAAUCAACCUUCCUCAUGUCCUUGAGUUUCGAAAAGUAAUGGCUAGGCUUCCAGACAUGGAGCGUUCGCUUGCACGGGUCUUCGCUAGCAGUAAAGCUAGUGGAAGGAAUGCUGACAAAGUGGUUUUAUACGAGGAUGCCGCCAAAAAACAGCUCCAGGAGUUUAUUUCAGCUUUACGCGGUUGUGACUUAAUGGCAACAACAAUUUGCUCUCUUGGUGCCAACUUGGAAAAUGUUGAAUCUUGUCAACUUCAUCAUUUGCUGACACCUGGUAAAGGUCUUCCUAAUGUCAACUCAGUUUUAAACCACUUCAAGGAUGGCUUUGAUUGGGUAGAAGCCAAUAGUUCUGGUCGUAUAAUACCUCAUGAAGGAGUUGACACUGAAUACGACUCUGCAUGUGGAAAAGUGAAAGAGAUCGAGUCCCAUUUAACCAAGUACCUUAAGGAACAGAGGAAAAUGUUGGGAGAUAAAUCGAUCACUUAUGUUACAGUUGGAAAAGAUGCGUAUUUAUUGGAAGUUCCAGAAAGUUUGCGUGGCAAUAUACCUCAGGAUUAUGAAUUGCGUUCAUCCAAAAAGGGUUUCUUUAGGUACUGGUCACCAAGUAUUAAGAAGUCCUUGACAGAGCUCGCACAAGCUGAAUCUGAAAGGGAGUCCUCACUUAAAAGCAUUUUGCAGAGGCUAAUUAGACAAUUCUGCGAGCAUCAUAUUAAGUGGAGUCAGUUGGUCUCUGUGACUGCUGAAUUGGAUGUCUUAAUCAGUCUAGCAAUUGCAAGUGAUUAUUAUGAGGGACCCACCUGUCGGCCUGUUAUCAGGAGUUCAUCAGAUACAAACGAAGUACCCCUCUUCUCUGCAAAUAGUUUGGGACAUCCUGUUAUAAAAAGUGAUUCCUUAGGAAAAGGUACAUUUGUCCCCAAUGAUAUUACUCUUGGAGGUACUGGUCAUGCAAGCUUUAUUCUUCUUACUGGCCCCAACAUGGGUGGGAAGUCAACUCUGCUUCGCCAAGUUUGCUUGGCUGUGAUUUUAGCUCAGUUAGGAGCAGAUGUGCCUGCAGAGAGCUUUGAGCUGUCUCCGGUCGAUCGAAUCUUUGUUCGGAUGGGUGCAAAAGAUCAUAUCAUGGUAGGCCAAAGUACGUUUCUCACGGAGCUUUCAGAAACUGCAACAAUGCUGUCAUCUGCUACUUGUAACUCAUUGGUAGCACUUGAUGAACUUGGACGAGGAACGUCAACUUCGGAUGGACAAGCCAUUGCGCAAUCAGUUCUUGAACAUUUUGUCCACAAGGUUCACUGUCGAGGAUUGUUUUCUACUCAUUAUCACAGACUAGCUGUUGAUUAUCAAAAUAAUUCUCAGGUUUCACUCUGCCAUAUGGCAUGCCAAGUUGGAAAUGGAGAUGGAGGUGUGGAAGAAGUGACAUUUCUUUAUAGGUUGACUCCCGGUGCGUGUCCCAAAAGCUAUGGUGUCAACGUCGCCCGGUUAGCUGGAAUUCCUAUUUCUGUACUUCAAAAAGCUGCUGCUAAGUCUAGGGAAUUUGAAGCUGCAUAUGGGAAACACUUUAAACAACCCGAAGGUAGCUUUCUCUUUCAAAGUCCAUUUGACAAGAUGAUUGAGUGCAUCCAAAAGUUUUCCAACACCUUGGCAAAGUUGACUAGUCACGAAUCUACUGAGGGCAUUGACAUUGACUCCCUGACUGAAGUUUGGCAUAAUGCAAGAUCGCUUGAGCAACAAAGUUGAGAUGGUGCACUUUUUGUACUCUCCAAGUCAGGUAUUUAGAUAUUGGCCCUCCAUGUGUAAUUGACAACACUUCCUUCACUACUUGGUAGCUAUAUGCAAAUUGUCUUACCAGCUCAUGUGUUGGAGUGCAAGUUCACUCAUUUUUGAUAGAAUGUUCAACUAGAAGAAAGAAUGCAGAUGAUCUGCCUUUGCUAGUUGGAUCGACCAACUCCUUAGCUUCCAAGUUUACCACAAAAUUUUAUGUAGAUGUGAGAAGAAAGUAGCUAUCCUUCUCUUUAAGUGUAAAUGAUAGUUGUUCAAUGUAGUGGUUUAAAUUUCUAGAGCCAGGUUGAGGCCGAAGGUUGUUAAUUAAUUAUCAAGGUGAAUGAAUGCAAUUGGUAAAUUAGAGCUUGUUC
Molecule: messenger RNA, 4187 nt
Organism: Argentina anserina (silverweed cinquefoil)
Lineage: Eukaryota; Viridiplantae; Streptophyta; Magnoliopsida; Rosales; Rosaceae
Product: DNA mismatch repair protein MSH6
Exons: 21
Coding region: 124-3792 (1222 amino acids)
Biological process (GO): mismatch repair
Cellular component (GO): MutSalpha complex; nucleus
Molecular function (GO): mismatched DNA binding; ATP-dependent DNA damage sensor activity; ATP binding
Source: RefSeq, a predicted model, not a curated record